CAUUGUGUAGACACUUAAGCUGUGUAGAGAGAGACAGGGGCACUUGGGUAACUCUGUAAGACAAUUGAAUACACCCUGCUUUAACGCGAUUAAACACGCAGGUUUCAGGGGGGAAAGAAAUGUCAGCCAGCAGCAUUGUGGGACAGGUAACGAGAGGCACUUUAUGAACCUUUUCCGAGCGCCGUAGCUUAGCUGUGACUGUCUCUCUCUCUCUGUAGUGCAGCGGUAGGCCUGACCACCUGCUGUCCGACUCACUGGUCAAUAGAAAUCUCUUUUAUUUUCCCCCUCUUUUCAUCCACACAACUCAAACCUUCAUGAAUCACCUGGACCCAAUCCAGAGACCGAAAGGCCAAGGAAACAAAGUGCAAAACGGAGCCGUUGCCCAAAAGGAGACUUUAAAUGAUGAUGAGUUCGAGCCUUAUCUGAACGCUCAGCCCAGACAGAGCAAUGCAUAUACGGCCAUGUCCGACUCCUAUAUGCCUAGCUACUAUGGCCCCUCCAUAGGAUUCACCUACUCGCUCAAUGAAGCGGCGUGGUCCACAGGCGGUGAUCCUCCCAUGCCCUACCUGGCCUCUUACGGACAGCUUAGCAACGGGGAGCACCACUUCCUCCCAGAUGCCAUGUUCGGCCAGUCUGGGGCCCUUGGGAGUAACCCUUUCCUGGGUCAGCAUGGUUUCAACUUUUUCCCCAGCGGGAUUGACUUCUCUGCCUGGGGGAACAGCAGCUCUCAGGGACAGUCCACACAGAGUUACGCCUACGCGCCCAGCUCCCUCGGGGGUGCUGUGAUCGAUGGACAGUCUCCAUUUACCGCCAAUGAGCCUCUUAACAAGGCCGUAGGGAUGAACAGUUUGGACCAGGGUAUGGCAGGGCUAAAGAUUGGGGCGGGAGACAUGACACCUAAAGUUGUUGGUUCUGGACUUCCUGGUGGACCUUUGAAUCAGGUAUCAGCAGCUCCCAGCAUGCCCGCACCUUCCAUUGCCCCUGCCAAAGUGGCAUCCUGGGCAGACAUAGCCAGCAAGCCUGCCAAACCCCAGCCUAAGGUCAAGACUAAAGGUACCUUAGGGGGCACAAACCUUCCCCCUCCACCAAUCAAACACAACAUGGAUAUUGGCACGUGGGAUAACAAAGGGGCAGUGCCGAAAGCAGCGACACCGCAACAGUCGGCACUGCCCACCAACGGACAGCCACCCAACCAGGCCUCUCCUCAGCCAGCCGCACCCGCGGGAGGAGUACCGCAGCAUCCUCUCACCAAUGGACAGCUCAUGCCUCCUAAUGUUCCAUUAGGGCAGCACCCCCAGGCUCCUAACGGGCAACCAGGUAUGGCUCCUCCUCAGCUUCAAGGCCCAUCCCCUCCGCAACAACCAUCUCAACCGACUCGCUGGGUCCCUCCUCGUAACCGUGCCAAUGGCUUUGGGGAUGCAGCAGGUGGGGCCAGCCAGUCUCCUCCCAGUGCCGGAAUAGGUGGCAUCAGUGUGGCACAAGAGCCGCAUCCGGUCCUCGAGAAGCUGCGUCUCGUCAACAACUACAACCCGAAGGACUUUGACUGGAAUCCCAAGCAGGGACGCGUGUUUAUUAUAAAGAGCUACUCUGAGGACGACAUCCACCGCUCAAUUAAAUACAACGUGUGGUGCAGUACGGAGCACGGCAACAAGCGCCUGGACGCGGCCUACCGCUCUCUGGGCGGUAAGGGGCCCCUGUACCUGCUUUUUAGCGUCAACGGUAGUGGCCACUUCUGUGGCGUGGCCGAAAUGCGCUCACCCGUGGACUACAACACGUGCGCCGGUGUGUGGUCACAGGAUAAGUGGAAGGGUCGGUUCGACGUACGCUGGAUCUUUGUCAAGGACGUGCCCAACAGCCAGCUGCGUCACAUCCGUCUGGAGAACAACGAGAACAAGCCAGUGACCAACUCGCGCGACACGCAGGAGGUACCGCUCGACAAGGCGCGGCAGGUGCUCAAGAUCAUCGCCGGCUACAAGCACACCACCUCCAUCUUCGACGACUUCUCGCAUUAUGAGAAGCGCCAGGAGGAGGAGGAGAGUGUUAAAAAGGUGGAGGUCCAGGGGAAUGACCCAUACUCGAGUAAUCCCAGCCGGAGUCACUACAGACUGCAGGAACGUCAAGGACGUGUCAAGUAAAAGCCACUUGUUUUUUUUGCGGAGGGGAAUGACUGACAGGGUCCUGUUCUCCCCAAUCAUACAUCCAGAUGUUCUCACUGAUUAUUCUGGGAAAAAGACUUAUCCAAGGAUUCAAAGCAAGAAAAAAAUGAAUGAAAAAAAAAAACCUAAAUGAAGACUCUUCUCUUGAUUUCUGUUGACUUUAAAGACUUACUUUGAACUUGUAGUAAAGGAAAAAAACGAUUAUUCAUAGGACUACAACUUAAUUCUAUAGGAUGCUUAGGUGAUCAUUUUCGCUCCCUUUUUUUUUUGCCCAUUCUCUUUUUUUUUUUCUCUCCCCCCCUUACUGCCUCCUUUUUUUUUCUCUC
Messenger RNA from Clarias gariepinus (North African catfish), 2482 nucleotides. RefSeq names its product YTH N6-methyladenosine RNA binding protein F2 (gene ythdf2). The transcript has 5 exons. Gene Ontology annotation, biological process: mRNA destabilization. Gene Ontology annotation, cellular component: cytoplasm. Bases 315 to 2135 code for a protein of 606 amino acids. The record is from RefSeq and is a predicted model, not a curated record. Gene Ontology annotation, molecular function: N6-methyladenosine-containing RNA reader activity; mRNA binding. Lineage: Eukaryota; Metazoa; Chordata; Actinopteri; Siluriformes; Clariidae.